Brassicogethes aeneus is the source of this 1624-nucleotide messenger RNA. Lineage: Eukaryota; Metazoa; Arthropoda; Insecta; Coleoptera; Nitidulidae. The record is from the annotation of a GenBank genome assembly.
GUUGUUUAUAUGUUUCGGUGUGAAUGACAGUUGGUUUUUAAAGUUUCGAUUUUUGAGUGAAAUUCGUGGGUUUUUUGUGUUUUGAGAGCGGUUUUAGAAUGUCGAGUGACAGCGUGAAAAAUUUUUCCGGGCUUGAGACCGCUGGUUAUGUGGGAUUUGCUAAUUUGCCAAACCAAGUUCACAGAAAAUCAGUUAAAAAAGGUUUCGAGUUCACCUUAAUGGUAGUUGGGGAAAGUGGCUUGGGAAAAUCAACACUUGUAAAUGCCUUAUUUUUGACCGAUUUAUAUCCAGAAAGAUUAAUACCAGAUGCCAUUGAAAAAAUGAAGCAAACCGUCAAACUCGAGCCUUCGACUGUCGAAAUUGAAGAAAGGGGUGUCAAACUACGCCUCACUGUAGUAGACACCCCCGGCUAUGGAGAUGCUAUAGACAACACCGACUCUUUCUCCGAAAUAAUCACUUUUAUCGACGACCAGUUUGAAAGAUUUUUGUGCGACGAAUCGGGUUUGAACCGAAAAAACAUAAUGGACAACCGCAUACACUGCUGCUUUUACUUUAUAUCGCCUUUCGGACACGGUUUGAAACCCUUGGACGUCGAGUUCAUGAAACAGCUGCACAACAAAGUCAACAUCGUGCCGGUAAUAGCCAAAGCGGACGUGCUGACGAAAAAGGAGAUGCAAAAGUUGAAGAAGAAGGUAAUGGACGAGAUAAAAGAGCACGGCAUCCGCAUCUACAGCCUGCCGGAGUGCGAUUCGGACGAGGACGAGGAGUACAAGGAGCAGGUGCGCCAGCUGAAGCAGGCCGUGCCGUUUGCGGUGUGCGGCGCCAACACGCUGCUCGAGGUGAGGGGCAGGAAGGUGAGGGGGCGGCUGUACCCGUGGGGCGUGGUGGAGGUGGAGAACCCGGAGCACUGCGAUUUCAUCAAGCUGCGGACGAUGCUGAUCACUCACAUGCAGGAUCUGCAGGAGAUCACGCAGCAGGUUCAUUACGAGAAUUACAGGUCGGAGAGGCUGGCCAAGGGGGCCCCCAUGCCCAAGAACAGGAAUACUAUUUCCGAAACUGAAAAAUCCAACAAUAUGAACACUGAAAAGGACAGAAUCCUCCAAGAAAAAGAAGCCGAACUGAAACGCAUGCAAGAAAUGAUAGCAGUCAUGCAAGCCAAAAUGCAGCAACAGCAAUAAUAGACUUAGGACUAAAAACUGCAUAUCAAAUAUUUAACUUAAAAGAAGAAAGAUAUCUUUAUUCGUUUUUGUAUGUAUUAUAAUUUUAUAUUUUAUAUAUUUCUGCUCAUAUAAUUAUGUAUCUCAUGACGUGUGUUUUUGUAUUAUUUUUUUUACGAUUUUAAGACUUAAGCGAUUUUGUAUACCGGUUAUAGUGUGUUCAGAAUCUGGAAAAUUUUGGGUUUUUUAUUUUGCUUUAUAACUUUGACAUUUUAUGGAAUUUCAACGUGAAAUUUGAAGUGUACUUGGGUUGUACUUUUUUUAAUAUUGAGCUUCCAUUUUUAAAGUCAUAUCUAUGGUAAUUUUAAAGUAAUGGAUAAAAUGUUAAAUAUAGAAUAGCUUGAAAACUAAUGAAGCCAGACAUAUGAAAUUCGUUAUAUACUUCAAUAUUACCAGUAUUACCAACA